This is a messenger RNA of Scomber japonicus (chub mackerel), 3852 nucleotides long. RefSeq names its product sema domain, immunoglobulin domain (Ig), transmembrane domain (TM) and short cytoplasmic domain, (semaphorin) 4F (gene sema4f). The coding region runs from base 367 to 2910 and encodes 847 amino acids. The transcript is spliced from 15 exons. Lineage: Eukaryota; Metazoa; Chordata; Actinopteri; Scombriformes; Scombridae. Gene Ontology annotation, molecular function: chemorepellent activity; semaphorin receptor binding. The record is from RefSeq and is a predicted model, not a curated record. Gene Ontology annotation, biological process: semaphorin-plexin signaling pathway; negative chemotaxis; neural crest cell migration.
UGUCGCUUUUUCUUUAGUGGAAAACCAAUCCGUCAUAUGCGCUGAGCGGAUGCAUGCCCUUCUGCGCGCUUUGUGCAGACUGCAGCUCCGUUAAAAUAGUCAUCUGUGAUAAAAUAACACAAUCAAAUAUUUGAUUAGACAUUAUUGUAUUCAGAAGUAAUCACCCUCAACUUGUUCAUCCUCAUCUUCAUCUUGGACCGAGCCCUGCGCAUUUUUGACAGAACUUAAGAGAAGCGGAUCAGGAUCAGGAUGCGUAGCAGCUGAAACCACGAGUUCGGGACUUUGGUGUUGAAAUUUAGAUAGAGAGGGCGGACCUCUACCUUUCCCUCCUGGACCAGGGGACCAGGACAGGAGCCCCGAAUCACGAUGACUCCUGGCGGUGUGGUGUUGAUCCUGCUCCCGGUGUGCUAUCUGCUCUCAGGAGCCUCCGCGGCGACUCUGAGCGGGCAGAGAGACAUCAUGCUGGGUCCGGACAAGUUAGAGGGCGUGGCCAACUUCAGCACUUUCCUACUGGACCAAAGCACAGGCACGCUCUUCCUCGGUGCCAGGGACGCCAUACUGGCCGUGGACAUCAACAAACUCAACCAAAAACCGCGCAAGAUUGUUUGGGAUGUGCCAGAGGAGAAGAGGAGGUCAUGUGUCGCAAAGGGAAAGACAGAGGUGGACUGCUACAACUACAUCCGCUUGCUAGAGUUUCUAGGAGAUGGACGCAUCUACGUGUGUGGCACCUACGCCUUCGACCCCCAGUGUGCCUUCCUGGAUAUCUCCUCCUUCACUCUGGAGAAAGUGGAGAAUGGGGGGACAAAGAUGGAGACAGGGAAGGGGAAGUGUCCCUUUGAGCCCAGUCAGCACUACACGGCUGUUAUGGCAGGUGGCACCCUGUACACAGCAACCACCAGCAAUUUCCUGGGAACACUCUUCGACAUCUCCCGGGCAACAGGUCGUGAGCAGGAGCGCAUCCGAACUGAACAAUCCAGCAACUGGCUCAAUGACCCAGAGUUUGUGAGCUCAGCUUUCAUAGAGCAGAAUGCAGACAGCAACCCGACAGGAGAUGAUGACAAGAUCUACUUCUUCUUCAAUGAGGUGGCCAGGGAGUACGACCUAUAUACCAAAGUCAAGGUGCCCAGGGUGGCACGAGUCUGCAAGUCGGAUGUGGGAGGGAUGAAGACCCUGCAGAGGCGUUGGACCACCUUUCUCAAGGCCCAGUUGGUGUGUGAGGACAAACCCAGUGACCAGCGUUACAACAUCCUGACCGAUGUUUUCACCACUCAACACACGCCAGGAGACCCAAGCAGCACACACUUCUAUGGGCUUUUCACCUCUCAAUGGGAAAACGAGGAGUUAUCAGCAGUGUGUGUUUUCAGUCUGUCUGACAUCAGCAAAGUGAUGUACGGUCCCUUUAAAGCAUUAAAGACUUGCGAGAACCGGAUCAGCCCUGAACCUGUCCCCACACCAAGGCCCGGCCAGUGUCUGAACAACGCUAUGAAGGCUGAAGGGUUUGAAUCUUCACUGAAACUCCCUGACAAGGUGCUGACAUUUGUGAGAGAGUACCCUCUGAUGGAGAACAGUGUUACUGCAGCGCCCCUGCUGGUCCGAAAAGGGAUCAAAUACACCAAACUGGCUGUAACACAGACGGGAAGCAAAGAUGAGCGGAGGGGAGCAGUGCUGCACCUUGGAACAGACCGUGGGGAGCUCCAUCGUGUGGCAGUAGUGGGACAAAAUGCCACCUUACUGCAUGAGAUUCCUCUGUUCACAUCACAGGAGCCUGUUAAUAAUAUAUUACUGUACAAGGGCCGGACUCUGGUGGGCAGCCCUCUGUCUUUGGCUCGUGUCCAUGCUGAAGGCUGCGGUGUGUAUCCCAGCUGUGAGGUGUGUGCCAGAGCCAGAGGACUGGGCUGCGUGUGGAAGGAAGAUGCCUGCCAGUACACAACGGCAGAACCUGUUCCAGGUGAUAUGGUCGACGAUUCCUUGAGGAAAUGUGAUACAACGGAGGGGCGUUGCUCCCCAUCCAUGAGGGAGCUGCGAGUUUCCAUAGGUCUACGCCUCCUGUUGCCAUGCUUCCAACUGUCUCCCAGGCCCUGUAGUUGGGAGCAUCCUCCCCACAGACACACGAGGCAGCACCACUCUGACCUCGAGGUGACCGUCACCACGGAAAGCCUGGGAAAAUACAUCUGCACGUGCCAGGAGGCAGGGCCAAGUGUCAGAGACCCCACCCCCUGUCGCAGAGCAGCCUAUCAUCUGACACUAGAGGGCCCCAGUGCUGGAGGAGCAGUGGCGAUAGCAGGAAGUCGUCAUUUCAUGGCCUUCUAUGUCGUUUUCUUCUUAGGUGGUAUAGGAUUUGCUGUAUUUCUCUACUGCUUGGUUAUACAUCGGCGCAGUUUUGGGCGCCAGGGCCACCACCUGCCAGAUAAUUCGCUGUCGUCAGAGAAGGGGCGGGAUCUGCUUGGCUCCUCAGCCACUCCACAGUCACCCAGCAGUGCCAGCCUGCUGUCUGAAGGAUUCCGGUUGACUGAAAAAAGGAAUGGGACAGCAACCACAAAUACGACCACAACGUUACUCAGCAACCAGGGUAAUGGUGGUCACCAUGGAAACAGCUAUAGCGGCACCCUGAUCAACAGCAACUCCAGCAAUGGCCAUGGGAAUUCCCUGUACUCCAACUGCAACACAAGCAACAGCCAUCUGAAAUUCCCCUCCGAAAUUUUAGAUGCAGACAUGCUGGAUGGAAGGACGGGGGAGAGGGAGAGGGGAAGGCCUGAGGGGGGAGAGAGGGAGUCGGGAGAGGGGGGCGAGGUGGAUGAAGGGCUGGGGGAUGGAUUAGCAGGGUUAAAAGGACUAGAGGAGGAACUUGCAAACCUUCCUGUGUAUAAAUCGCCAGCACCCCUGGCUAAGUGUGAAGAAAGCUCAAUAUGAAAAGGUGAUCCAAAUAUGCUCUACUGUACUAGUAAACCAUUUUGCAUCCUCCAAAUAAACUUGAUAACAGUGCGAGGAAUGCAAAACGGGCCUCAAAAUGGCUGUAGCCAAAUGCCUUUGGAUGGGAGCUGUGGCAUGAAGAGAGAGUGAAGAGAUAUAAAAGAAAUAUAUGAUAAGUUAUGUCUAAGCAUGUGAGAAAGAUAGCUGAAUCAUUCCAUAUGGAGAGAACUGUGAGACAGAAAACAUAUUUAAUUGUUGGAAUAGACUGCUUAUUGUCAGUCACUCAGGAUGGGAGCCACAGCUAAAUAAGUGUGUCAGAUGUACAUAUAAAUGUAUAUAUAAACAGUCUGAAAGUGAGCGUGAUAAGACACAAUUCAAAUGUUUCAAAAAAUCAAAGACUAUAUGUCUGCUUGUGCAGGCAUAGAAAAGCCAUACUAUCCUUCUCCUUGUCUUCUGUUGUGGUUUGCUGUCUAAUUCUCUUCUUCUCCUAAUGGCUCUGCAAAAGAAAAAAAAUUGCACAUUUGACUUUUUCAGCACCUCUCUGUCUAUCUCUGUUUCUCUCUCUGACACACAAAUUAAACACAAUCCCAGACUUUGAUGAGUCCAAAGGCACCAAAGGACUAUUGAGCCAUAGACUGCCCAGUCAAACUGCACUGAUCUUGGGCAUAAGACUGAGAGAUGUCACUGUCAGAGACUAAUGAACCAUAAAUUCAUUGAGGAAGCAGAUGAGCCACAGUGACCAUGAUGGGGCUGUUCCUGCCUACGCUGCUGCAAAGGUCAAGAGGAUGAUAAGGUUCACAGUCACCUGUCAGAUUUAUGUCUGUGGAAAACAAAGAAUGCACAGCAUGCAAAGAACUGACAGCUGUCCAGAUCUGCCACUGUUCAUUUUCACAGUUACUGACAGAGAGUGCAAAUGCUUCUCAGAAUGGACCUGUCCAGACA